Impatiens glandulifera is the source of this 2482-nucleotide messenger RNA. Its product is annotated as crooked neck-like protein 1. NCBI's taxonomy places the organism in Eukaryota, Viridiplantae, Streptophyta, Magnoliopsida, Ericales, Balsaminaceae. Gene Ontology annotation, cellular component: U2-type catalytic step 2 spliceosome; post-mRNA release spliceosomal complex; precatalytic spliceosome. The record is from RefSeq and is a predicted model, not a curated record. Gene Ontology annotation, biological process: spliceosomal complex assembly; mRNA splicing, via spliceosome. The transcript has 8 exons. Gene Ontology annotation, molecular function: protein binding. The coding region runs from base 231 to 2309 and encodes 692 amino acids.
UUUUUCUCAUUCCCCGAUCGAUCCGAAAAAGGCCUUUCCUUCUUUCUUCAGCGAGUGGCGAUUUUCCUCUUCUCCAGACCUAGAGCGGCAGCUCUUCCUCUGUUCUCCAGGCAGGCAGGCAGGCAGGCAGGCUCCAGUUACCGUCUUCUCCGAGCGAGCGAGCGAGCGAGCGAGCGAACGACAGCCGACUUUGUAUUGACUUGGGUUAGAUUGAGCCAGCGAAGAAGAAGAUGGGGGGGAAUAACAAGGAAUCAGACCCUUCCCUAGGUUUUCUUACCAAGAAAGACACUGAAGUUAAGCUUCCUCGUCCCACUCGUGUCAAGAACAAGACUCCUGCCUCGAUUCAGAUCACUGCGGAGCAGAUCCUCCGUGAAGCACGAGAAAGGCAAGAGGCUGAAAUCCGACCACCAAAGCAAAAGAUCACAGAUGUCACCGAAUUGAACGACUAUUGUCUCCGCAAGCGCAAGGAAUUCGAAGAUCUAAUCCGCCGCGUGCGAUGGAACAUUAGCGUAUGGGUGAAGUACGCCCAAUGGGAGGAAUCACAGAAGGAUUUCAACCGUGCUCGUUCCAUUUGGGAACGAGCACUAGAAGUCGAUUACAGGAAUCACACUCUUUGGUUAAAGUACGCCGAAACUGAGAUGAAGAACAAGUUCGUCAAUCACGCAAGAAAUGUCUGGGAUAGAGCCGUUACUCUUCUUCCUAGAGUUGAUCAGCUGUGGUACAAGUACAUUCACAUGGAGGAGAUGCUUGGAAACGUUGCAGGAGCUCGUCAGAUCUUCGAGAGGUGGAUGGGUUGGUCACCCGAUCAACAAGGCUGGCUUUCCUACAUAAAGUUCGAACUCCGUUACAACGAAAUCGAAAGAGCAAGAGGAAUCUUCGAGAGAUUUGUGCAGUGUCAUCCAAAAGUCAGUGCUUGGAUUAGAUAUUGUAAGUUUGAAAUGAAGAACGGAGAGGUUGGACGAUCAAGGAAUUGCUAUGAAAGGGCUGUAGGGUUGCUUGCUGAAGACGAAGAUGCAGAGCAGCUGUUUGUCGCGUUUGCUGAAUUUGAAGAACGGUGUAAGGAGAUAGAAAGAGCGAGGUGUAUCUACAAAUACUCACUUGAUCACAUCCCAAAAGGGCGUGCAGAAGACCUGUAUAGAAAAUUUGUAUCUUUUGAGAAGCAAUACGGUGAUAAGGAUGGUAUAGAGGAUGCCAUUGUUGCGAAGAGAAGGUUUCAGUACGAGGAUGAAGUGAGGAAGAACCCAAUGAACUACGACACGUGGUUUGAUUACAUUAAGUUGGAAGAAAGCGCAGGAAACAAAGAUCGAAUUCGCGAGGUUUACGAGAGAUCUAUCGCCAACGUUCCUCCAGCUGAAGAGAAGCGAUAUUGGCAGCGUUAUAUAUAUUUGUGGAUUAACUAUGCUUUAUAUGAAGAACUUGAUGCACAAGAUAUGAACCGGACUAGAGAUGUAUACAGGGAAUGUCUUAAUUUAAUUCCACAUGCAAAGUUUUCGUUUUCUAAAAUUUGGUUAAUGGCUGCUAAGUUUGAAAUAAGGCAACUCAACCUGAAAGCUGCCAGACAAAUCCUUGGAAAUGCCAUUGGAAGAUGCCCGAAACACAAAAUAUUCAAGAAGUACAUCGAGAUAGAACUGAAUCUUGGAAACAUUGAUCGUUGUCGAAAGCUAUAUGAAAAGUAUUUGGAAUGGUCCCCCGAGAAUUGCUACGGUUGGAUAAAGUAUGCAGAGCUAGAGAAAGACCUAAUUGAAACCGAGAGGGCUAGAGCUAUCUUUGAGCUUGCAAUUGCUCAACCAGCUCUCGAUAUGCCUGAAGCUCUAUGGAAGAAAUACAUCGACUAUGAAAUAUCACAAGCAGAAUUUCAAAGAGCUAGAGAACUGUACGAGAGGCUUUUGGAUAGAACAAAACAUGUUAAGGUUUGGAUUAGUUAUGCUGAAUUUGAGGCUUCUGCUGUGGAAAGCCUGGACUCAGCCGAAUGCCUUGAACGGAGUAGAGGAAUAUUUGAGAGAGCCAUAAACCAUUUUAGAACCUCAGCCCCGGAACUGAAAGAAGAGAGAGCUAUGCUGUUGGAGAAGUGGUUGGUUGUUGAACGCAAAUUUGGAGAUUUGGGCGAUGAGAGUUUAGUCCGCUCGAAGAUGCCCAAGAAACUAAAGAGGAGACGGCAGAUAGGAGCGGAGGAUGGUCUCGAAGGAUACGAAGAAUACAUUGACUACUUGUUCCCAGAAGAAACACAAGCACCAACUCUUAAGAUUCUUGAAGCUGCGUACAAAUGGAAAAAGCAGAAGCAAUCAGCCAAUGAUGAAGAAGAAGAUUAGUUCACUGUUUCUUUUUUUUAAUGUUUUGUGAUCAACAUGAAUCUCUGUAUUUGAAGCUAAUUGACCAUGUUGUAUGUACUAAAGGGCAGUUGUUUCUUUAGAAGUGAAAAUUCUUUUAUCCCUCUAUCCUCAAUUAUUUGAAAGUUGCAAUAGUUGUAUUUACAACAACCUGU